AUGGAUACUUCUCAGCAAAUCUCCUUUCCCGCUGCAAUCGCCGAGUGGUUGUCAAACAGUUUUCCGGCCUCUGCUCUGAAUUUUCCCCAGGUUGCUGCUUCCGAUCUACCACAGAAUGCUGCUUCUCAUAUACCCCAGGAUGCUGCUUUCAAAUCUUCACAGGAUGCCGCUUCUGAUAGAGCACAGUAUGCUGCUUCUAAUCUUUCACAGAAUGCUGUUUCUGAUCUACCACCAGGCGAUGAUGUCGAGGGAGCCGAGGUCCACAGUCCCAACUCGCAAUCUUCGACCGCAACGACCUUCUACGACGUCUACUCAGAUGGCCCUAAUUUACCCAACCUACCAGUUGAGAUCUUCGGCAUGAUCAUUUCGCAAAUUUCCAGACAGGAUGUCAGGAAUCUACGAGUCGUCUGUAAACUCUGCGAAGCCAACGCAUCACCAUACUAUUUCAAAAAUGUCGUCGUUCCCUUCCGCACCCAGAUGCUUCGCUCAAUAUCUCCAGACAGAGGUGGCAAGCUUCAAAACUUGUCAAACAGCAUGCUUUCCAACGGUGGGCGAAUCUUUGGCGAAUUUGGUCACAUUAUCCGUCGAUUUGCCCUUUCUCUCGAGCUCGACGAAGACACCCUCGAGUAUCCUCCACAAAAACCUAAGCAGCAAGUAAUACGCUCCUACUGGGGAUUGUAUCGAUGGCCGCAUGCUACAUACAGUCGAUAUCAAGAGGUCAGUGGCAUUGAAAACGUCGCCGACGAGUUUCUACACAUGAAAGCAGCCUUGCGAUGCCUUAGCCAUGUCACAGAGCUCGGCCUUUGCUCCGACGCAGGUCUAGGUUUCUUAUCCGGCCCCAACAUCAGGGCAAGAUAUAAUGCCAUUCGUCAUCGUGUCUUUCACGACCCGUACGGCGAGAGGAACAAGAUCAGCCUCGGAAGUACACCGCCAUCUGUGGUGACCGUCGGAGAUGCACUUCCAGCUUCUGGUGACAGGUCUCAAGAAGCCGGCAGUGUGCUUCAGAAUUGGAAGAUGAGUAUGAUGGAAGCAAUGCUUCGAGAUGCUGGGUUUGAAGAAGGAGAGCUGCUGGACGCAUUGGCCCUUCUUUUGAAAACAGAAGGCAAGACGUCACUGGCCGAUAUGGACUUUGCUGCAAGCCACACGCCCUCCAUACCGAAAGAGAGGAUCGAAGUUGAAAAUUGGGACUUGCUUCCUGCGUUUUAUCCAAUACGUUCUUCGUUAUCCUGGUCCCUUGAUAAACAACCGCCCAAAAGGACAGAUUAUGCGUUGGUGCCGGCGGCAUUGACGCUUGCGCAAAAGGAAAUGCUUCUCGAACUCGAGUGGGCUCACCGUGCCAUGGCUCAGUCGUUUAUACUGUCCGCAAUCGAUUGCUCUAUCGAGGGUUCCUUUCAACAUGUCACGACACUCAACAUUGCCAAAAUACCUAGCUCUCAUCUGCAUAUUCUGAGCCGACAUGAUCUCUGGUCGUCUUUCCCAUCCCUGACCAGUGUUUCUUUGGGUGUGGUAGCGGACUGGCGUCGUUUUCAUGUGUCCGCACCUGAAAUGGUUGACGAGGUGUCUGUGUCGCCGCUCGAUGCUGUCCCACUGGCUCACGCGUUAAUCAAAGACUACAUCAGUGUCGAGCCCAAGAUUGAGAGUUUCCACUUUGAAUGGAUAUGUGGUGGGGAACUAGCUACUGGAUGUCACCAACGAAGCCAGCAUAUUCUACCUGCGCCGUUUGUCGCAUCACCAGCGACCAUGGCGCGACCAGCCAUGGGCAAUGUCGGCACCGAUAGCGCGCUGCUGCGGCUCCCAUACGUGAAGCAUCUGUCGCUCAAGAAUUGCUGGGUGGCACCGCAUGUGCUGCUUCAAUCUCUGCGCGAUUAUGCUCUCUGCUCCCUGGAGAGGGUUGAAUUCGAAGGCGUCUCGCUGUCUGUGAUGCCAUGGAUCACCGCAGACCCACCGCCUCAUGAUUUGGUCGAUCUGGGAACUGGCCUUACAGCAGCCAAUGUGAUUCUGCUGAACGUGCCGGAAUUGCAGGAUGAGCUCCUUUCCCUGAAGCAGCCUUCUUGGAUGUCGUGGGCGGGGCUCAUUGAGCACUUUUCGCCAUCUGCCAAGGUCCGGGAUGCGAUUGACUGCGGUGAGGACGCCACUGUCAGGGCAAGCAGUGCUCAACAGAGAGAGGAUACGCUCGAAGUUUUGACACGCAUCAUUCCUGAUGCGAGAGAGCUGUCAAUGGAAGAGACUCUAUACGCACUCGAGUCACUCACAUUCAAGUCUUGUGGCUAUGUCAAUCUUGACCAUGAGCGCUUUCACCUAGCCUCCAUGAUUACGGCAUCUGAAUUGUCGCUACUUUCUGCCACUCUUCCUACUGUUUCAGAGUUCACACCCUUCAUGCAGCGCUGUAAUAAGAAGCUCGUUGGACGAAUUGUGAAUGUCGAGAUGCAAAAUGACAAACUUCCAUUUGAGAGAGUCUUCAACUUCACGAUGGGCUGGCAGGGUGUUUACGACAGCACCAUAAUCGAUGCUGCUGAAGCUGACAACUGUCAAAGACUUGGUGUGGGACGGUUUUCUGGUCAUCUAGCCAAAGAUGACAGUGUUUAG
This is a messenger RNA of Beauveria bassiana ARSEF 2860, 2586 nucleotides long. Its product is annotated as F-box domain-containing protein. The record is from RefSeq and is a predicted model, not a curated record. Bases 1 to 2586 code for a protein of 861 amino acids. The transcript has a single exon. NCBI's taxonomy places the organism in Eukaryota, Fungi, Ascomycota, Sordariomycetes, Hypocreales, Cordycipitaceae.